AAGAAAAAAUUAUUUCUAACGAUUUUGCAGAUUAAUGUUAUAUCGUAUUUCGUGGGUCUUUUUGGCAAAUUCGGUUUAAAAUUCGCGCCCCGGAUAUAUAAGCCGGUACCCCCCUAGGAAGUAAUGCGCACAAACCAGUGUUUUACAGCGGCUAAUCAAUGUACUACCUAUGUCUUUCUCUGUCUUUGUGUUCGCGGGCUUGAACUACCUUCGAACGCUAUAGUGUAGGUUACAAAAUAAGUUUUGAAAGAUAACAUUUCUUUGGAGGGUGUUGAUUCAUUAAAAUCGAGUCAAGAUAAGUGUACAAAUAUGGAGAAGAGGAUAGAACUGGAAAAGCGUGGAAGAAAUGCGGCAGAAAUUAAGGAACUCAAUUUAGAUAAUUGUCGCAGUACAAGCAUAGUUGGUUUGACAGAUGAGUAUUCAAGUUUGGAAACCUUAAGCCUUAUAAAUGUAGGUCUAACAUCUCUAAAAGGAUUUCCAAAGCUACCAAACCUAAAAAAGCUUGAACUGAGUGAUAACAGGAUUACCAAUGGUUUGAAUCUCUUAUCGACGAGCCCAAAACUUACAACGUUAAAUCUGAGUGGAAAUCGAAUAAAGGAUUUAGAUGCACUCGAGCCACUGAAAGACUUCAAGUACCUCAAAAAUCUUGACCUCUUCAACAAUGAAGCCACGCUGGUCGACAACUAUCGUGAUAAAGUUUUCAAACUUAUACCCAGUUUAAAAUACCUGGAUGGAUUUGAUGUACAUGAUGGCGAAGCAGAAGACAGUGAAGAAGAAGUGAACGGAAACGAAGACGAUUCUGUAGAUGAAGAUGAGAAUUCAUCUGACGAUGAUGAAGAUGUGGAUGAUAGUGUGGGUCUGGGGGCAGUCUAUUCAGAAAAUUUAGACGAUCUUUCAGACGAAGGAGAUUAUGAAGCUGGUGAAGAGGAAGAGGAAGAAGAAGACUUUGAUGAAGAAGAAGACGACGGCGAUGAAGAAGCACAGCCACCAGAAGAAACAAGUCGGGGUAAGAAAAGGAAGCUGGAAGAUGGUGAAGGUAACUAAGUGUUAUACAUAGUACAUAAGGAACUGACAGUGACCAAUGAAGAAUUAUUGAGUGCGUCUCUUGGCAAGUAAAGCAGAAAAAAAAUUAAAUAUGUAUACAUACGAACGAGACGGACUUCCCUGGCUGUGGUACACACAUUGCAUUAAAAAAAUAAAAUAAAAUGGUCGAAUGUAUUAAAUAAUAAAACCAAAACUCGUUUCUCCUGGACGAACACACUUUUUAAUCGGCCACUUAAUACUACAGGAAUUAUUAUUAUUUUACAUUUACUUUAGAUUGUAUUAAACAGUCAACAAACAGAUGGACAGACAUUAAANCUACUU
Agrilus planipennis (emerald ash borer) is the source of this 1365-nucleotide messenger RNA. It is a transcript of the gene Mapmodulin, whose product is annotated as acidic leucine-rich nuclear phosphoprotein 32 family member A. Bases 310 to 1044 code for a protein of 244 amino acids. Gene Ontology annotation, molecular function: histone binding. The record is from RefSeq and is a predicted model, not a curated record. Lineage: Eukaryota; Metazoa; Arthropoda; Insecta; Coleoptera; Buprestidae. Gene Ontology annotation, cellular component: nucleus. The transcript has 6 exons.